AACUGACACCACACACCAUGGAGAAUAGAGGGGUUUUAUUGUUCUGUGUGACCUGCCUCAUUCUGGUUACAGGCGCGCGUGGCGAUAAAAAGGACAUUUACGCAAAAAUUGUGGAUUUCGUGACUCCAGGUGAAGAGUCCCUCACGGAGGAUGCGCUUCUCUCGGUGUUUGGACUGCUGGAGAACCGCGUGCAGUGCUCAGGUGUGUCGUGUGGAAAGUGCCUGUCUGUUGAACAUCUGCACCAGUUGUUGGGUAACUACAGCAGCUUACAGGGGCUACAGAUGGAGGAUUUCUUCACAGUGGCCCCUGGAUGCUGUCUGUUCCUGAGCUCUCCAGUGGAGACCUGCGGGGCCAUACGGCAGGGCCGCUGGGGUAAGGAGACCCAUCACUUCAUCCAAAUGAUCUUAGGCCACGACAACACCACCAGCAGCCUUAAUGAGAUCAGUGCCACAGAAUAUCAGGGUUUGGAGCAGCUGUUUGAUGAAAUGGAAAAAUACUAUCAGCCGAACACAAAUGAGUCCUGCCUUUCACUAAAAGACAUCCUGGAAGAGAGCGGUGAUCAUCACGUAGAGCUGGACGCUGUUUUUGCAAAUAUCCUCUAUCAUGCUUUGCUUGGAGACUGUAUGAGAUCACUUGUCCUUCCUGAGCAAGAGUACUUUCUGGAUUACAUCUUCAGACAUUUUGCCUCUGAUAAUCUUACAAUUCAUGAGCUUCUGAAGGCACUAAACCUGGGUGGAGAGGAACACGACCAUGAUGAUGCCCACACUGAGGAUGAACCCCACCGCAGUGGACCGACCCCCAGACAAAGUCAUCAGGACGAUCACCAUAGCAACAGCAGCUGGGACAUGGCAAGAUACAGCAAUGUUUGUUUGGGGCAUCAUGAGAAAUCGAUUGAUGAAGAGAACAAUCAUUGAGAUGGGCAAUAAAUUAUUUUGAGGCCUAUGUGUUUUAGCGCUGAAGACCUUCUAAGGAUCUACCAGCUGAACUCUUCAUCACUUACCAGAGAUCAGUUCACACAGCUCAGUCCUGCUCUGAUUCAGCAGAUCUUCAGUGGAAGCUGUUCUGAGAUCACUUUCACACACAUGACCCCUGAUUCUCUGAGCACCGCUGAGAGAUAUGGAUAUGCCACUCUCGCCAACAUUAUUAUAUGUUUGAUGGCCAUGUUUGGGAUCGUGGUGCUGCUGUUCUCCAGGUGCACACGAGUCUUUCAGAUGUGCAUUCAGUUCUGCAUCAGUCUGGCUGUAGGUUCCCUCACGGGUGACGCUCUUCUGCAUCUAAUUCCUAUGUUCUUAGGUCUUCAUGCACAUGAAGAAGGACAUAGUCAUGAGGAAGAGAACCUGGACUAUAUUUACAAACCCCUGGUGGUCCUUGGGGGUAUCUAUGUUUUCUUUCUGAUGGAAAGCAUCUUCGCCAUCAUUACUCGACAUGAUCAUCAGCACGAUGGAGAGUCUGACCCUCAUAACCACAGCAAAGUUCUGCAAAUGUUCCAGAGCAGGAGAACACAGCGAAACAGCAACUCCGCAUCACAAGACGAGCUGGUGGAUGGGCAAAACAACGAGAAGUCCCUCUUGGAGCCGAUUAGCAGCACUCGAGAGAAGCGUCUGCUGCCGUUUAUGAUCACCAUUGGUGACGGGAUUCAUAACUUUGCGGACGGUCUGGCCAUGGGUGCUGCGUUCUCUGUGUCGUGGCGUUCAGGACUGGCGACGUCGCUGGCCGUUUUGUGUCACGAGCUGCCACACGAGUUAGGUGAUUUUGCGAUCUUAAUACACUGCGGUCUGUCGGUAAGAAAGGCUCUGCUGCUGAACGUGGGCAGCGCUCUCACCUCCUUCAUCGGCCUGUACAUUGCCCUGUCCGUCUCCACUCAAACCAUCGCUGAGGAGUGGAUCUCUGCCAUCACCGCCGGCUUCUUCCUCUACAUCGCCCUCGCAGACAUGCUUCCAUCUAUGAUUCACGUGGACAGUGAAAAGCCGUGGCUGAUAUUUCUGCUGCAGAAUCUGGGUCUGUUGACUGGAUGGGGCAUUUUAUUACUCCUGUCUUUAUAUGAAGAUCAGAUAGGGAUCUAAGAAAUGAAGUAGGAUUGUACCUAUGCAUUAGCAUAUUUUCUUCCUUGAUCA
Carassius carassius (crucian carp) is the source of this 2114-nucleotide messenger RNA. RefSeq names its product zinc transporter ZIP4-like. Gene Ontology annotation, biological process: intracellular zinc ion homeostasis; zinc ion import across plasma membrane. The transcript is spliced from 12 exons. The record is from RefSeq and is a predicted model, not a curated record. Lineage: Eukaryota; Metazoa; Chordata; Actinopteri; Cypriniformes; Cyprinidae. Gene Ontology annotation, cellular component: membrane. Gene Ontology annotation, molecular function: zinc ion transmembrane transporter activity.